AAAUUAAUUAAAAUUGCAGGCCCUGGAUGUUCAUCCGUUGGAAUUGGCGAAGCAGAGGAGGUGGGGCCUUUCUUCCCUCAGAAAGAUGAACAAACCCUGAAGCUUAACCCACAUAGAUGGAACAAAGCCGCCAACUUAUUGUUUAUUGAAUCUCCCGUUGGUGUUGGGUUUUCUUAUACCAACACAAGCAUUGAUCUUUAUCAACUUGGUGAUGAAAUUACAGCCAACGACUCCUACACAUUUCUUGUCAACUGGUUCAAAAGGUUCCCACAAUUCAAGUCCCAUGACUUUUACAUUGCUGGUGAAAGCUAUGCUGGUCACUAUGUUCCUCAACUAGCUGAGGUUAUUUUCGACAACAACAAGCAUGUUCCUGAGUCUAAUUACAUUAAUCUAAAAGGGUGCAUGGUAGGGAAUGCAUUAAUGGACGAUGAAACGGAUCAAACAGGAAUGGUGGAUUAUGCAUGGGAUCAUGCAGUGAUAUCCGAUAGGGUUUACAAUAACAUCAAAAUUAAAUGUAAUUUCAGCCGUCCAAACCCAACUCAGGAUUGCAAAAAAGCCCUUAAUGCCUAUUUUGAUGUCUACUACAUCAUCGACAUGUAUAAUUUGUACAUUCCCACUUGUGUUAGCAACUCUAGCAUCAGCAGUAAUCGACAACACCCCGUGAUUCAAGGCGUCGCACCUCAAAUAUUUUCUAAAUUCGAUGGAUGGCACAAAAGACUGGCAGGAUAUGACCCUUGUGCACCAAACUACACUAAAGUUUAUUUAAAUAGGCCAGAUGUUCAGAAAGCACUUCAUGCCAACGUUACCAACAUAUCUUACCCAUGGACUCAAUGCAGUGAAAUUGUCCCAGUCUGGGGGGAUUCACCAGCUUCUUUGCUUCCUACCCUUAAAAAGCUCAUAGCCGGAGGCAUUCGCAUAUGGGUUUUAAGUGGAGAUACAGACGGGAGAAUUCCAGUUACUUCAACUAGACUAACCUUGAAUAAACUAUGGUUAAAAAUAAAUAAAGAAUGGACACCUUGGUACACCCACCACAAACAGGUUGGUGGGUGGACGAUUGAAUAUGAAGGGCUUAUGUUUGUAAGCAUUAGAGGAGCUGGUCAUCAAGUUCCAUCUUUUAAACCAAGACAAGCUCUUCAAAUAGUUAGGCAUUUCUUGGCCAAUAAGAAAUUGUCAUCUACACCAUUUUCACAAGGAAGUGAAUUUGGAAAACAUUCUUCAUCCUUCUUUAAACAAACAUUACUAUGA
Molecule: messenger RNA, 1245 nt
Organism: Gossypium raimondii (Peruvian cotton)
Lineage: Eukaryota; Viridiplantae; Streptophyta; Magnoliopsida; Malvales; Malvaceae
Product: serine carboxypeptidase-like 34
Exons: 9
Biological process (GO): proteolysis
Cellular component (GO): vacuole
Molecular function (GO): serine-type carboxypeptidase activity
Source: RefSeq, a predicted model, not a curated record